AUGGAGCUGGACUCCAGCCCCAUCGGCCCGUUUAGCUCCAGCUUUGUGGUUUUUUGUGGCUUUCCCCCUCCCCCCUCUGCCCUCCUCCCCCCUUCCUCCCCCAUUCCUCCCCCUUCCCCCCCCCCCAUAGAGCAGCUGGAGCGCAUAGAGGAGGGCUUGGAUCAGAUCGACUCUGAUAUGAAGGAGGCAGAGAAAAACCUGACCGACCUGGGAAAGUGCUGUGGCCUCUGCACCUGCGAUAAGUAG
Molecule: messenger RNA, 246 nt
Organism: Menidia menidia (Atlantic silverside)
Lineage: Eukaryota; Metazoa; Chordata; Actinopteri; Atheriniformes; Atherinopsidae
Source: the annotation of a GenBank genome assembly